This is a messenger RNA of Naegleria lovaniensis, 294 nucleotides long. RefSeq lists its product as uncharacterized. NCBI's taxonomy places the organism in Eukaryota, Heterolobosea, Eutetramitea, Acrasida, Naegleriidae. The record is from RefSeq and is a predicted model, not a curated record. The coding region runs from base 1 to 294 and encodes 97 amino acids. The transcript is spliced from 2 exons.
AUGUCUCAACAGCCCUUUAGCGAGGAGGAGAGUAGUGAUAUUGAUACGAUAAUUGAAGGACUCGGAUCUUGUGCAAAGCAAUAUUGGGAAAUGGACAAGUGUUUGGAAGCCCACAACCAUUCAUGGUCUGCUUGUCAAGCUGCUGUUUUAAACCUCAAGAAGUGCUACAAUGAUCUUGAACAAAAGGGUCUUCGCUCGGUGCAAAACGACCGUGCUGUGCAAGCUGAAAUUCAACGUUUGAAAUUAGCAAAGAAAAAGCAAGAAAUGGAAAAACGAAUGACGAAAAAUGAAUAA